This is a messenger RNA of Trichomonas vaginalis G3, 1314 nucleotides long. Its product is annotated as VPS9 domain family. NCBI's taxonomy places the organism in Eukaryota, Parabasalia, Trichomonadida, Trichomonadidae. The coding region runs from base 1 to 1314 and encodes 437 amino acids. The record is from RefSeq and is a predicted model, not a curated record. The transcript has a single exon.
AUGUCUGUAAUUGGAUCAACAUUUUUGGAUGAUUCCUUUGGUGUCUGGCUUCUAGAUCAUCAAGAGUACAUGAGUUUUAUACAAAUGGACUGGCCCGAUGACAUGUCUGAUGAUAAACCAAGAAAAAACGCUAUUGUUAAAUUUUUAGCAGCGUAUAGACAAUUUAUGAAGAUAACGUAUCAAGACACGCAACCACAGAUCCCAGAAUUCCCUCAAAUUGAGUUAUAUUUGACAAAAGAACAAGUUACUCUCUCUCGUAUUCAUUUCUUUUUGCAAUGGAAGAUAUACCGUGCUAAAUGCAAAAGCAGGGCAAAGACACUCGAAUUCGCUAAUAUAUUUGUCGACGAACUGAAAAAAGCUUACAAUUCAACUUCAUCACAGAUUAUUAACGUAAAUACCCAAGAAUUCUUUAAUAAAAUGAUGACAGAUUCCGCAAAGGCUCAGAUUUACUCAAUAAAAGACUACUCUAUCGUCAACUCAAUUAAUUUAUCUAUCGUUUUCGAAACAAAUCUCGAGAAACAACGUCAGUGCUUCAUUGAUUUGAUUGCACAGGCCAAAAAGGAGUUUGGCUCUACCAUUUAUAUGAAUCACGAAAUACCAAUGCAAGAGAAAUUUAAUUCUUUUAUUUUUAAUCCGGCUUUCGUUGAAGCCAGGCUAGUAUUGAAUCUGUUUAGCAAGUCUAACUUCAAAUCACCUCAAUUAUUUACAAUGCAAGUUGUAAAUUCGAUGAAUGAUAUUAUUACUCGAUUUGAGCCUACAGAACCCAAUGAAGUUGCGAUAUUCUCUAUCCUAUUCUUCAGGGCGAUCUUUAAUUUCGCGAUGUCUUUCUUCCCUGACUUCUUUUUCCCUAAAAUCGAAUUAAAAGUUCACAAAUACAAAAAGCAUCUUACAGUUGAAGAGCUUCUUGCAUGCCAAGACGUUGUUCAGCGUGAUCGCCCUAUUGACGAAGUAAUUAACACAGAUCCGGAAUUAUCUCAAGCCGUUAAGGCCAUUUUCGAUAUAAUUUUCAUGAAUUCGCCAUUGGAUAUACUUUCCUGUGUCCACCAGACCUUGUCUUACAUCAGAAAUUACGCAGAAAGAGUUUCAAAAGAAUUCGGCUUCGAUGCUCAGUCAUUUGACGCUGUUUUCGGUGUCUUUCUUUUAGUUAUUGUCCAUUCCGAAAUUCCCAACUACGAAGAAAUUUUUUGGUUUGUUUCGAAUUUUGCGCCGAUUGACGGACUUGCAUCGCCUUUGGAAUACGCCAAGGCAACUGUCACGGCCAUGGAGAUGCAGAUAUCGAAGCUAAUUAACAAUGUCAUUUCGAGAUUGCAAUGA